Homo sapiens (human) is the source of this 9100-nucleotide messenger RNA. It is a transcript of the gene CAMKMT, whose product is annotated as calmodulin-lysine N-methyltransferase. NCBI's taxonomy places the organism in Eukaryota, Metazoa, Chordata, Mammalia, Primates, Hominidae. Gene Ontology annotation, molecular function: calmodulin-lysine N-methyltransferase activity. Bases 8022 to 8621 code for a protein of 199 amino acids. The transcript has 9 exons. Gene Ontology annotation, cellular component: Golgi apparatus; protein-containing complex; nucleus. The record is from RefSeq and is a predicted model, not a curated record.
GCAAAGAGAGAGAGAGAGAGAGAGAGAGAGAGAGAGAGGGAUAGUAUAUGAAGGGCUAUAGGCAGCCCCAGAAGAGCAAGAAAGGCAAAGACCAAGCAGGCAUCAGAGCUGGAUCCUGACAUAGCAAGCAAUUCAGACACCUGCCGGGCAUCGGGGCAGGGUGAAGUCUUCUUACCAGAAGAGAAAUCUGGAGCAGGGAAGUUGGGGGACCUGUGUGGGGUAGGGAGUAGGUUUGUAAAUUGGAAUGUUGUGGUAGAGUAAGACUGGAAAGGUUAGGUCAUUCAUUAUGGAGAUAGUCUGAAAUAAAGACAUCAGGGAUCAUGGAGUGUAGUUAGGAUAUAAGCAUUUUGUACAAGAGUUUGAUGCUUGUUUCCUUUAUAUUUUUACCCUGUGGAGCCCUUGGGAGUUCAAGUAUGUGUCUAUUGAGAGAGAUCCAUCAUAGCACCUUUAUUUAUUUAUUAUUACUAUUUAUUAGAAAAUGAGCAAUGCUUAACCUCUCUAGAUAGCUUUAAUACAGUGACAUGACUUCAUGUUGUGGAGUUGGACAGGUUAUAUGAACAUGCAGAAAUGUAGCUAUUCAGUUUCUCAGUUUUGGUGAUGACCCAUGUCAAAUAAUUUUUAAAUUGUCUAAUAUGAGAUUAGGCUCUUACACUGAGAAAUUAAAGUAAAACAAGCUAUUUAUUAACAGAGUAGGUGGACUAAUCCUUUGCUAGAGUAAAUAUGAGGAGCUACAUCAACACACAUAUACAUUCUCUACGUAAGGUUAAGAUGUAUGUAGCUAAAUAUAUUCAUUAGUAUUACUUAGGAGAUGCUCUUUCUUUUGUCAUGUUUCUUUGGCAAAAGCUAGCAGUUCUGUUAGCAGUGGUUUUGAUGAUAAAAUCCUGUAAUUCAAGAGGUUGGCUUAUUCAACUAAACAACUGCUACCUUGGGCAAUACUGGACCAACUGCGAGGGGACUGUUUUCUUGAGACCUGGAAAGCUGUUCUGUUUGCUAAACAAAGGAAUUGUUGAUUUCAGUGAUUUAAUUCCCCUUUUGGCUAAAGGCUGCUGAAUGAAAACAGUGCUUGUUUGGGAAGGAAUCUGUUGCUAAGGCAACUGAUAUCUCCUUAAUUAUUGGCCAAUAUUCCCAAAUGAGAUUGGUCUCUUUUGACUGUUGGAAAUAACCAAAUUAUCCUGAGCACUUUCAAGUCUUGAAUUUUGUGGUAAUGGCGGGGGUUGGGGGAGGGAUUUCUCUCAAGUAUAUAAACAGAUAUCUCCCAUUUGGGUUGGCAUAGUGUGAGCACUGUGUUUAUGAGGGUAAAAAUAUAGAUGAUAUUUGCAAAACCUCUUUUAUUGUAAGAGAUCUUAUUACUUAAGACGAGUUGCAAUUCUGAGAUGAGUGACCUAUGUUUAAUCUUUUUUUAAAAAAUGAAUUAUUUGAUUUCUGUAAGAAAAUAGAAUACAUCUAAUCAUUUAUCCUCAAGAAUAGGCAGAUAUAUGGAGAAACUUGUAAGUAUUAUUUGAAUGAUGCUAACAAGGACUGUCUUCAGAAGCGUCUGCAGCCAUUUAUGUGAGGUUCUUUACUUGAAUGUUUCUAGCACUGCAUAUGCUGACCUUGGAGAGUGACCUCUUUUCUGUCUAUUACUUUGUAGGAUCAUGUAAAAGACCUGUGGUUUCUUGUCUCUUGGCAGUACAGUUGUUUGAUCAUUUAAAAUUAAUUGAAGCUUUGAAUAUAGUCAGGCUCAAGUUCUAGUGUAUUCAUAUCAUACUUUGUAAUUGCUCUCUAGUGUGAAGGACAUACUAAAACAUCAGUACAGUUCUUACAAAAUGGGAAUUUGUCUUUAUAAUUUUAUUGUAUGUCUUUUAAAUUCUUAUAGUGAAUCAUAGAGAUCACACAUUAUUAUCUUAUAUCCUUACAACAAAACGGGAAUUCACUGUUCUUUGGUACUUGUCCUGUGACAAGCCUGGUGAGUAUUGAUGAAAUUCUUCUAAUAUUACUUGGGGUAUCCCAGAUCUUCCAGUUGAGUGAACAUGAGGUUCUGAAGUGUGACUGUUUAUGAUUUCUGUGUUGUAGAACCAUGAAAAUUUUGUAGGAGUCUCACAUGAAAGGCUUUUGGCACAAUAGCACUGAGUAAAAUCUGUUUUGUGAUACUUCUGAAUGGUUAUAGUUCUUACUUAGGAGUAGUCUUUCCAUGUUUCAUUCAUAGAGAUGACAUUGGGUUUAUACCUUGGGUUGAAUUGAAUAUAAAAAGCUUUGUGUACUAUGUAUUGGAAGAAUACUUGAGUUGGAUUUCAUGUACAUAUUUAUUAUCUAUCCUAGAUUUAUGAAAUUUCACUCUUCAUUUUAAAUAGCUUCAAGAAGUAAAUACAAGAUUCACUUGAUGAAAAUAUUAAAAUACAUGAAAAGGACAAUAUCCUGCGAAACUGUUGACUAAAAUAUAAGCACAGAACCACAGAAUAUAAGUUCAAAGCUGUCCCUACAUGUCUCUAGAGUAUCAUUAAUCUAGUUCUCACUAGGGUUUUAGAGUAUCUAAGUAGGUUUUACACUAUCUACUGAAGUUCUUCCAUAUCAGACUAUAAAUAUAAGCAUACAGUUAAAUCUGUGAUACAUUUUGAAUUAGCCUCCCUUUUUAGGACUCUUUUGAGCUUGUCUUAUUUAAAAUAUGUUGAAGUAUGAACUAUCAGACUUCAAAAACAUUGUUCUUUGAAAAACAUUUUUGUGCUGUAUUUUUAAAUUCCUUGAUAUUUAUAAUUAUUUAAAAGAUUUUUGUUGUAGUCAUCUAGUUUAUAAGAUUAAUUUUUUCCUGGAUUAUUGUAGGAAAAAAACAAGUUUUUAAAUAAGAUAAUGUAAAGAGAAUUUAUAUAUUUAUGUUGAUUAGAUCAUAAAAAUUUGACCCAAGUUAUUAUAUAUGUUAAAUUCUAUGAAUUUAUUACUUUGUUUUGUCACAUAUUAGUUGACUCAAUUUUCCAACAUUUCCAGCAUUUUGCCCUUUUCUCAGAUACUUUUUUUUUUUUUUUUCUGGAGUCUUGCUCUGUUGCCCAGGCUGGAGUGCAGUGGCACAAUCUCAGCUCACUGUAACCUUUGCCUCCUGGAUUCAAACGAUUCUCCUGCCUCAGCCUCCUGAGUAGCUGGGAUUAUAGGCACGCACCAUCACACCCAGCUAAUUUUUGUAUUUUUAGUAGAGAUGGGGUUUCACCAUGUUGACCAGACUGGUCUUGAACUCCUGACCUCAAAUGAUCCUCCCACUUUGGCCUCCCAAAUUGCUGUGAUUACAGGCAUGAGUCAUCAUGCCCAGCCUCAGAUUAGUUGAAGAUCAAAGAUAUAGAGAGAAUAUUUUGUUAGCAAUUUCUUAGCUUUUUUUUUAACCUUAUAUAUUUUGGUUUUUUUUUUUCCUGGAGACUUGUACUUAGUACUAACUUCAGUUUGCAUAAUAUAUAUUUAUAUAUUCAAUGUGAAUAUUUUAUAUACAUACCUAUGACAAAUCUUAAUUUUUAUAUACAAAUAUAUGGCAGUGUUCUUUUUCUUUCUGCAAUGGUAGGUUUUUUCUUCAAUUCAAGACUAAUUCAGUAUUUUAUUUACCUUUAUUUAUAACCACGUGUGGUAUCUUUCUUUUGAGAAAGCAUUGACACUCUAUUGCUAUUAAACACUUUCACUGGGUGAGAUAGAACUGUUGUUGACUGUACAUUAUGUGUGUGCCAGAGAAUAUAAAGGAACAAUGGAGAAAUGUCCCAUCACAAUUUUGAAAGGGUCUAUUUUAAAUGCUACGUGUUUCUACUAGAAUAUAGAGCUGUAAUUUGGAACAGGAGUGAAGAAAGAGACUUGUAGAAUUUAAGUUGCCUAUCUCCUAUCUCCUAACUCAUUGGGAGGCUGGGUCUUCAUUGUGAAGUCUCUCAUGUAUACCUGUUAAAUGAAUUUGUAUGCCUUUUGUCCUAUUAAAAAAUUAAUUAAUAAAGGGCUCGGACAAAUUGAAACACUGGGUCUACUCAGGAAAUAUUUUUAUAGGUGCAGUUCGAAUGUUUGAAUUAGGAUGUAACAUUAGAAAACGUAAAGGAGCUGGGCAUGGUGGCUCGUGCUUGUAGUCCCAGCAGGAGGCUGAGGCAGGAGUUUCGCUUGAGCCCAGGAGUUGGAGUUGAAGGUUGCAGUGAGCUAUAAUUACAUCACUGCAUUCCAACCUGGGCAAUAGAGUAGCGGGGUGGGUUGGAGGCGAAACAAGAAUAAAAUGAUACAACAAAAACAAAAAAGCAAAACAACAAAAAGAGAAAAUGUAAAGGCUAUGUAAGGCUUGCCUCAGGCAAAAAUUAUCAAAUAGGCCAGGCGCAGUGCCUCACACAUGUAAUGUCAGCCUGGCCAACAUGGUGAAACUUGUCUCUACAAAAAAUACAAAAUAUUAGCUGGAUAUGGUGGCAGGUACCUGUAAUCCCAACUACUCAGGAGGCUGAGGCAGGAGAAUUGCUUGAACCCAGGAGGCAGAGGUUGCGGUGAGCCAAGAUCGCACCACUACACUCCAGCCUGGACAACAGAGUUGAAACUCUGUCUUUAAAAAAAAAAAAUUACCGAAUAAAUAUACAUUUAUCUUUGGUGUUUCCCAACUUAGAUUUGAAUUGUUGUAUCUCUCCCCUAAACCCUGCCCUGUGCUCUUGUGUGCCCUGUGACUGAUUAGUAUCCUUGUCUCUGUCACUCCAGGUCUGCUCUCUUUUUCUUUUCCCUUUCUGCACUUCAAGCCUUCCUUACCUCCCAUGCCCUUGUACCCUUUUAACUUUCUUUAAAAAUGGCCAGUGCUUUAUUUCAGUUUCACUGUGUCCAUUCUCUAGAAAUUAAUCUGAUGCACUAAUCACCAUUAAAUUGAUAAUGCUUGAUAAUGUCUUGCCUUGAUCUGGUUUGCCAUCUUAAUUAGAAUUUUAACUUAGCUUUUUAGAGGAGAACAUUUCAAGACAUACCACCUUGAUUGUUGAACUUGGGUUAGGUAAUAUUUCAAGGUGGUUCAUAAAGGUAUUUAUUUUAAAGGAAAAAGAACACUGAGAGCCCAGCAUGCAUAUCCACCUUCAAGAUUUAAUAAUUUGAGAUUUCAACUGUCCCUUAAGGAAAGCUGAUUUUAGAAGAGAGAAGGUAAAACUAUUCAAUAAUUAUUAUCCAUAAUAAAAUAUAUUAUAGUUCCUUUUUCUUAGCCAAUUAAAGGAAAAUACUAUGUAUUAAUAGGAUAUGUAAUUUGGGGGUAUAGAAAACAUUUUUUUAACUCAUCUAAUUAUUUUUAGUUUUUGUGAUGAUGACUACUGAUUUGUCCUGUGCUACAUAUAAUUCUUUGUCACAGUUUUAUUAGCAUAUAUUAUAGCCAAGUGCUUGCUUGGCUAUGAAGAGGGCAUUUUUAUUCUGUUCCAUGUUAUUUUUCUUACCAAAAAAUGCAACAAAAAACUAAAGUCUAUUCAAAAAAAGCUUAUUUCAUUAUUUAAAAAAAUUCUUUCCCAUAUUCCAUAUUUCUUUUGUUAGUGUAAUAACCAAUUUUUUUUUCCAGAAAUUUAACCUCUCCCCUGCUUGUGUCAUUCAGGUUUGGCCCAAAAGCAAACAAUGGAAGUACUUCUGACCUACCUUUGUUAGAAACUUUGCAUAUCUAAAUCAUUGCUUGCAAGAGUGUGAGGGAAAGUAAGAGUAAAGAGGAUAGAAUAUAAGAGAUUGCUCUGUCCUAAGAUAUUGAUGGUCUAUUGGGAAAUCAGAUAACCACAUAUGACACACUCUAUCAGCAAGCCAGAUUACUUUUAAGUUCUAAGAUAUGUGAAAAAGUUAAUAGUAUCAGUCUUCAGAGAGAAAAGAGAAAUUACAGCAGGCUUGAGAUGUCAUAGAAGUUUUAGACUAAACUUUGGUGAUAAAAGGGAAGAGGACCUUUGAGAUGAAAAUUUUCAAAUAUUCCUAUCAGAAUUCUCAGCCCAGAGAUGAUACAUGCAGCAAACUGAGAAAAAGAGGAAAAAAGAAUCGCUUCUAGGCUUCUUCAUUUGUCCACGUGAAGUCUGUCCAAACCCAGUGUGACAGAGUUGUAGUUUCAAGCACGCUGUUCUUAGAUCUUAGACUGCUGUGACAAAAUACCUUAGACUGGUUGGCUUAAACAACAGAAAUCUAUUUCUCACACUUCUGGAGGCUAGGAAAUCUAAGAUCAAGGUGCCUCCAGAUUCUGUUCUUGCUGAGUUCGUCUCCUGGCUUGUCCUAGAAGGGCUGUCUUAUCCUUAUGUUCUUACAUGGCUUUUCCUUGAUGAAUUUACUUGUGGAGAGAGGUAGAGAAAGAGGAAAAGAGAGAGGGGAAGAGCGGGUGGGGAGAGAGAGAGAGAGAGAGAGAGAAAACGAAACGGGAAGGGGGAGAGAGAGUUGUCUCUUUUUGUAAGGGCCCAGAUGCUGUUAUGAAGGCCCCAUCUUCAUGACCUCAUCUAAGCCUUAUUACUUCCCAAAGGCCCUAUCUUCAAAUACCAUCACAUUAGGGAUUAGGGUUUCAACAUAUUAAUUUUGAGGGACACAAACAUUCAGACCAUAACACAACCCAGAACUCAUCUGUGUUAUGGUGAGUCCCACCCUUGCCUUAAUUCCCUAUCUUCCCCCAGAAUCCUAGAAGAUAAGACACACUGCUCAAAUGACUUAGGACUUAGUUUAGGGCACUCCCUUUAGGGUCAUAUGUUGUAUUAGUUCAGAUUUCAAGUAUUUAUAGAUAUUUUUGAAUUUAUGUUUAAUUCUUUAUUCAAAAUGAGCUUUUUGAGAGCUCAUAAUUGGCUUACCUUAUGAUUCCAUAAAAGUGAAUAUUUGGCUUUAGACAAGUGUAAUUUGUUUAUUUAACAACCAUUUAAUGGAUGCCUAUGAUGUGCUUCUUUCUGAUUUUUGGCCUAGGGGUUUGUUCAAUUUCCUAUGCCUCUUACAAGGGCAGAAUUGAGGUGGGGCCUUUUAGUUUUUCUGCGUCCUUGCCAGCCUUUGGUGUUGCUGUUAUUUUUAUUUUAGCCAUUUUAAUAGAUGUAUGGUGAUAUCUCAUUAUGGCUUUAAUUUGCAUUUCCUUAAUGGCUGAUGUUGUCAAAGAUCUCUUAAUGUGCUUAUUUUCCAUCUGUAUAUCCUUUUUUGUGAAAUACCUGUUCAGUGUCUUGCCCAUUGUGUUAGUCUGGUUUUUUGUUGCUAUGAAGGAAUAUCUGAAGCUGGGUAAUUUGUAAAGAAAAGAGGUUUAUUUGGCUCAUGGUUCUACAGCUUGUACAAGAAGCAUGGCACCAGCAUCUGCUUCUGGUGAUGGCCUCCAGCUGCUUCCACUCAUGGCAGAAGGCAAAGGGGAGCCAGUGUGCACAGAGGUCAUGUGGUGAGGGGUGGGAGGAGAGAUGCCAGGCUCUUUUUCACAACUAGCUCUCACUGAAUCUAAUAGACCAAGAACUCACUUAUUACUGCAAGGAUGAUACCAAGCCAUUUGUGAAUGAUCCCAUCCCUGUGAACCAAACACCUCACGUUAGGCCCCACCUCCAACACUGGGGAUCAGAUUUCAACAUGAGAUUUGGAGGGGUCAAACAAACCAUAUUGAAACUAGAGCACCCACUUUCUAAUUGUUUUUUUUUAAUAAUUGAGUUUUGAGAAUUUGUAAAUAUAUUCUACAUGCUACUCUUUGUUGGAUAUGCAGUAGUUUGCAAAUGUUUUCUCUCAGUCUGCAGCUACUCUUUUCAUCUGCUUAAUAGGGUCUUUUGCUGAGCAAAGGCUUUUAGUUUUGAUGAAGUCCAAUUUAUUUUUCUUUGUGGGUUGUGCUUUUGGCAUCAAUUCUAAGAACUAGUUUUGUAGCUCUAGGUCCUGAAAACUUUUCUUCUGUUUUUAUCUGAAAGUUUUAUAGUCUUAUGUUUUACAUUAAGUCUGUGGUCCAGUUUGAGUUAAUUUUUUGUAUAAGGUGGGAGUUUUUGGUGAAGAUUCACUUUUUUGCUGAUGUCCAGUUGCUCUAUUCUUUAUCAUAAAGGUCUUCAUCCUCAUCAUCUUACCAUUGAAUAGGCUGAGGUGAAGGAGGCGGAAAAGGAGGAGUUUGUCUUGCUGUCAGAGGCGGAAGAAAAUCCAUGUGCAUCUGGCCAUCUGAAGAGGUUUUGGCUUACUACUGCCUCAAGCACAAUAAUAUAUUCAGGGCCCUUGCUGUGUGUGAGCUAGGGGGUGGCAUGACAUGCUUGGCUGGGCUCAUGGUUGCUAUUUCUGCAGAUGUCAAAGAAGUUCUGUUAACUGAUGGGAAUGAAAAGGCCAUCAGAAAUGUGCAAGACAUCAUCACAAGGAAUCAGAAGGCUGGUGUGUUUAAGACCCAGAAAAUAUCAAGCUGCGUUUUACGAUGGGAUAAUGAGACAGAUGUCUCUCAACUGGAAGGACAUUUUGACAUUGUUAUGUGUGCUGACUGCCUGUUUCUGGACCAGUACAGAGCCAGCCUUGUUGAUGCAAUAAAGAGAUUACUCCAGCCCAGGGGGAAAGCGAUGGUAUUUGCCCCACGCCGAGGGAAUACUUUAAACCAGUUUUGCAAUCUAGCUGAAAAAGCUGGUUUCUGUAUCCAAAGACAUGAAAAUUAUGAUGAACACAUUUCAAACUUCCACUCCAAGUUGAAAAAGGAAAACCCGGACAUAUAUGAAGAAAACCUUCAUUACCCGCUUCUGCUUAUUUUGACCAAACAUGGAUAGAAGAUUAAGCUUCUCAAAGACGAAGAAACGUAUCAAGUGCAUAGGGAAUAUUUUUACAAAAACGGAAAUCUGUAAGGGGUAUAAUCGCCUGCCUGCGCCCUUUGCAGCAUUUCACGUGUGGGCUAUGGACUCCACCUGUCCUCACCCACGUUAUUCCCCAGCUGCCCUCUCCAGCUCCCUCCCCGCCUCUUUUUACACUCUGCUUGUUGCUCGUCCUGCCCUAAACCUUUGUUUGUCUUUAAAUGUGUAUAAGCUGCCUGUCUGUGACUUGAAUUUGACUGGUGAACAAACUAAAUAUUUUUCCCUGUAAUUGAGACAGAAUUUCUUUUGAUGAUACCCAUCCCUCCUUCAUUUUUUUUUUUUUUUUGGUCUUUGUUCUGUUUUGGUGGUGGUAGUUUUUAAUCAGUAAACCCAGCAAAUAUCAUGAUUCUUUCCUGGUUAGAAAAAUAAAUAAAGUGUAUCUUUUUAUCUCCCUCCAA